Molecule: messenger RNA, 1620 nt
Organism: Phytophthora nicotianae INRA-310
Lineage: Eukaryota; Oomycota; Peronosporomycetes; Peronosporales; Peronosporaceae
Exons: 2
Coding region: 1-1620 (539 amino acids)
Cellular component (GO): microtubule; membrane; cytoplasm
Molecular function (GO): GTP binding; GTPase activity; microtubule binding
Source: RefSeq, a predicted model, not a curated record
AUGCCCAAGAUGUCCAAGAACGGUUUGUUCGCCCAUGUCAAGGCUCAAGAAGAACGAAAACUAGUUGACAAGCUUCGUGAUAUUGGCCUCGGACAGUACAUCGAGCUGCCACAGAUUGCAGUCAUGGGCGAUACCUCCAGUGGAAAAUCGUCUCUGCUGUCGGCACUCUCGGGUGUAUCCUUCCCGUCGAACGACCAACUCACGACGAGAUGCCCCACGCAGCUUAUUCUGACUCGUGCGGAUACUUUCCGCGGCACCGUACGUCUCGUCCGGUUUCAAUCAAGUAGUGAGAACGACGAAGGUGAAGAGAAACAAGAGCUCAACCGACUCGAAGACGUCCCCGAUGCCAUCACCAAACUCACCCAGAAACUUGUCGACGAAGGUCAAAACAUCAGCGAUGACCAGAUCGUGAUCGAGAUGUGUGGCCCCGAAUUGCCUAAUCUCACUCUCACGGAUCUACCUGGACUGGUGCGUACAGUUGGUGACCGUGAAGACCAGAGUAUCAUUCCAAGACGCCAACAGUUUGGCAAAUGGGCCGAUCAGUAUCUGCGUCUGGUGGAGGCAGCAAUGGAUGGAAGAUAUGAGCUACUACCAACCUCGUCUUCGAGAUCCUUGCAACAGGAUGGCGUAGUUGGCAAGAUAAAUGCUCGCCUCCGUGCAGUACUGCGUGUGGAGGAAGCUUCUUUCCAGGAGGCUAUCAAUGAAACCAAAGACCGCAUUACUGAAGCUGGAAGUGAGAAGACGCAGGAAGAAGUUGCUGUCGGAGAUUUUGUGCAGAUUGAAAUCGACGGUGUGUGGCAAAGUGGUCGUGUGAAAGAGAUCAAAGGAACAGACAUUUGGUGUGAAGGAUUCAUUCAGUGGAAGUCGAAAUGUUACUGGCGCUACGACGAGCGAGCUAUACUUAAGCAAUUUAUUCGCGAAAACCGGGGUGACGAGCUUGCGAUUUUCACGUCGUAUCAGGUUUUUUGUAACCUGUUUCGUCAGUGUGUGGACAAAUGGGGACCACCGACUAACAAACUUUUGAGCUCAUAUCAAUCUCAGACGAAAUUGGUAUCCGACUUCGUAUCCGAUGAAAUCCAUGCGAGCUCGCGCGUCGUGCAGUUUAUCAGAAGCACAGCUGCCGAUGUCCUCGAUCGUGUUGUUGCAGCAGCUAGUCAGGAGAUAGAAACCUUACUGACCGCUGAAGACCGGCCGUACACUCAAGACGAACGUUUGUUUCAGGACUUGGAUCAACAGCGUUUGCAAGCUCUUCAGGAGCAGGUGAAGGCUGGUGUUCCCGUCGAUUCGGAUGGGAAAGUCCUGCUCACUGAGGUAAUGAAGACUUUACAGGCGGCGACUCUCUCCACGGAAGAUCGAGAAGUUCUCGAGAUGCAGGUGGCUCUGCAUGCGUACUUGGAUGUGGCGGUUCCUCGGUUUGUGGAUGCCAUCCCAAUGAGACUAAAUGAUUUAGUUCUGCGCAAGUUCGUCGUUGAGAUGACCAACGAGCUGAACGGUUUGACGGACGACAAGCUGGCGAGGUUGAUGCAGGACCCUGAGCACAAAAUUGCGGAGCGCCAACAACUCAAGGAGGAGCUUGCGUGUCUUGCUAGCGCUAGGAAAGAGAUUGAGUUGGUUUGUUAA